AUGGCGGAAGCAUCUGAGCUGAAGGAUGAGCUGACCGUGCUUGGUCAGCACAUGCAUAGGUUUUUCGUAGCAGACCGGAGACCAUGGGCAGAGUUUUUCGGGCCGGUUGAGCAGCCAAAAUGGACCCAGGCAGAAGUAAAGAAGAGAGUGAACGCGAACCUUUCCUUCUUCGCGACCAACUACCUGAUGAUCUGGGCCACGAUCGCGGCGGUGUACAUCCUGCGAUCGCCGGGGCUCCUGCUGACCCUGCUGGCGUCACUGUGCAUGUUCCUGUACGUUUUUAUGAGCCGUCGCAAGAAACUUGUGGUGCUGGACGUGACGCUGGGCACGAGGGAAAAGACCAUUGCGGCCGCCGUAGCGUCGAUGCUCCUCCUGUCGGUCACGGGCUACAUCUUCUCGCUGCAGUUCUCUGGCAUCUUGGGGUGCGCCGUGUGCCUCUUGCACGCCACCUUCCGCCCGCCGGUGGCGCGAGCCGUCCGCAACACCCGGGGCGGCGGCCCGCCGGAGCUCCACGGGGGGGACGGCGACUUGGAGGGCGGGGGGGGUAUCGGAAGGGGGCGACCGGGGCCGGUGAACGCGAACAUGCGACUUCGGACAAGGCCUAUGCCGGGAGCGGGGAUGGCAACGACCCCGCCCCCGGGUGGCGGGGGGGGGUUCCGUGAAAGCGCACCGCCGAUGGUGGACCCGUCAAACGCUGGGAGGCACUCUCACGCGACCUGAAAAAAUGCUUUUGGCAUCAGCGAGCACGGGGGGCGGGCAUGCUACAUAGUAGCGCAUCAGAACUGGAGGCUUCACUAUCUGCAUAGAUAGAGGCAUUGGGCCUGAACGAGUGUUGAAGCUCGACUGAGAGCGAGCUGCUGCGCUGGGACGAGGCAGACGCCGCUCGAGGUAUACUGUAUAAGGAUUCGCGGUGUGCUCUUCGGGCCCCCUAUAACACGGGAAGAGUUUUUUGAGACGCAACUUGCGCUGGUGCUGCACGCUUGAAGGAGCCAGUGUGUGCUGAUAGACAGGGAAGUUGAACCCCCCGUUCAACACCGCAAUAUCUGGAUGAAAGGAGAGACACAGGAGAGCACCCUCGCAGGCGGUGGUCGGGAACCAAGGAAACGUGAUGCUGUGGACCGCGCGUGUGAGAGGGGUCAUGGCGCUUCUUGGAAGGGUAAGGAUUCUCCACCACCGGCCGCUUCGACUUACUGUGUGCUACGCUGGCUGGGAUGAAGGCGACUGGGUGCAGCAGGCAGCUGAGAGGCGUUUUGCGGGAUUGGGCUUUUGGCGGCGCCAUGGAACCAGUACAUGUCUAACCCUCAGGUUCUGCAGUUGAUGGUUACACGUGCGUUUGGGAGACAACGCUUAGCUUUCAUGGGCAUGAAAAUGGCCGAGUGCCGCGAACGUUGUUGGUUUGUGUACAGCCGUGCAAUAGGGGAGGGAUGCACCAGUACAAUUUGGACCGUUCACCGCGUGUAAUCGUGGGCGCAUGGAGCUUUCGGACAAGAUCUGAUCCACAGGGUGAGGUUUGCGCAUCUCUAUAACGUAACCUAACCCUAAGAGUAUGUUGAGUUUGGGUUCUCAGCCGAAAGAGCGUGUGUGUGUGUUGCUGUGAUAGCUGGAACUUGACCGUAUUUGCACGCUUCACAACACCACGUGUGUCCGUAGUUUCCGUCAUACUGUCGACGUUUCUCGAG
This is a messenger RNA of Ectocarpus siliculosus, 1679 nucleotides long. NCBI's taxonomy places the organism in Eukaryota, Phaeophyceae, Ectocarpales, Ectocarpaceae. The record is from the annotation of a GenBank genome assembly.